CAAUGCCCUCAGCUAAAAGCAGAAAGAAAAGCUCCCUCCCGUUUCCCGUCGGACCUUAAUGAGUGUGACAGCCAGCGGAAGUAAACAAGGCUGCUGGCCGUAGCGUUAGCUGCAUGCUGCUGUUGAAUGAGCUGGAAGACGGUAUUGUAGUCGUAGAGCAGAUGAUUCUUUCAGCUGGAACUAAGCAACAAUGUCUUCAGUUGAGUGUUUGAGAGAGUUUGUCACCGAGCGACUAACUGCUGCUGCUGAACAAAUAUUCCGAGUUGUUGAAAAAACUAUCGUCGAGUACGAGGAAGAGAUCGCUCGGCAGCGCAGACUGUUGGAUGGCGUUUGGAGACCAGAAAUCAGGUUACACAGGAUAGAGCUCCCACAGCAACAUGUCUGUAAGGAGGAGGAGGUUCUCUCUGACCAGCAGCUCUGUAUUCAGGAGAGGAACUCCAGUCUGGACCAAGAGGACCCAGAGCCUCCACAGAUUAAAGAGGACCAGGAGGAACUGUGCACCAGUCAGGAGGGAGAGCAGCUUGUACUGAAGCAGGAGACUGAUACCUUUAUGUUGACUCCUACUUAUGAGGAAAGGGACCACAGUAAAGGUCAGACUCUGAACUUCAAUCCUGAUGAUGACACUCUCAGUGCAGCAGAGAAAGAGUCUGUAGCCAACAUGCCAGUUAUAACCUCUGUGGUAUCAGAAGCAAACAGUGACCACCAGCUCAUCUCUCCCAACUCUCAUGAAGCUGAGAGCCAAGAUCAGAAAGGAGGCAAGCAUGGAGACUCGGGAUCAACUAGAAAUACAGAGCCAGAACCAAAGAAGAGACGACGCAAGAGCAGAGGUCACAGCAACCAUUUGAACAAAACUACCGUGUCAGGGAUUCACUGUAAUACUCAAACAGCUGACACAUGUGGGAAAAACGUAAUGUAUGAUUCAGCAUUUCAGAGACACCUGAGAGUCCACGUAGCUAAGAAGCCAUAUUACUGCAAAUCAUGUGGAAAAGAUUUCGUAAGUAAAACUCACCUGAAAAUCCACAUGAAAACUCACACAGGUCAUAAGCCGCACAUUUGCAAAACCUGUGGGAAAUUAUUAUGUAGUCGCUCAACACUAAAAAGGCAUUUGAGAAUCCACACAGGUGAGAAGCCAUAUUCUUGCAAAACAUGUGGGAAAGAUUUCAAACGUAAUGAGGGCCUAAGAGACCAUGUGAGAACCCACACAGGUGAGAAGCCAUAUUUAUGCAAAACAUGUGGAAAAAAUUUCCGACAAAAUAGUGCGUUGUUGGUCCACGUGAGAAUCCACACCGGUGAGAAGCCGUACAUUUGCAAGAUCUGUGAGAAAGGAUUUUUUGAUGUUUCAACAUUAAAAAGGCAUAUGAGAACCCAUACACGUGAGAAGCCCUAUACUUGUAAAACGUGUGGAAAAGAUUUCAGACAAAGUAGUGCCUUGUUGGUCCACGUAAGAACACACACCGGUGAGAAGCCUUAUGUAUGCAAGACAUGUGGAAAAGACUUUAAACAAAGCUGUGCCUUGUUGGUCCACAUUAGAACCCACACCGGUGAGAAGCCAUAUUCUUGCAAAAGAUGUGGAAAAGAUUUUGGACAAAAUAGUGGCUUGUUGGUGCACAUGAGAACUCACACAGGUGAGAAGCCGUUCAUUUGCAAAAUCUGCAGGGUUAGCUUCUGUGAUGCUUCAGGUUUAAUAAAGCAUAUGCGAACCCACAGAGGAUAAAAUCUAAGCCCAAAUGCUUAUGUUAUCAAUAGUUAGCUCGUUCUGGUUUUCUAACUGCAUGGCGAGUUAUAGGAGCUUAGCUGGGAGCUUAAUGGAGACAGCUAAAGUUAAUGUUAGCUGCCCUACAGCUGUCAGUUAG
Messenger RNA from Perca flavescens (yellow perch), 1853 nucleotides. RefSeq names its product histone-lysine N-methyltransferase PRDM9-like. Bases 191 to 1714 code for a protein of 507 amino acids. Gene Ontology annotation, molecular function: DNA-binding transcription factor activity, RNA polymerase II-specific; RNA polymerase II cis-regulatory region sequence-specific DNA binding. The transcript has 2 exons. Gene Ontology annotation, biological process: regulation of DNA-templated transcription. The record is from RefSeq and is a predicted model, not a curated record. Lineage: Eukaryota; Metazoa; Chordata; Actinopteri; Perciformes; Percidae.